This is a messenger RNA of Striga hermonthica, 1320 nucleotides long. The record is from the annotation of a GenBank genome assembly. Lineage: Eukaryota; Viridiplantae; Streptophyta; Magnoliopsida; Lamiales; Orobanchaceae.
AUGGAUUAUGCUGGUGAUGACUUUGAGAUGGGUGACAGAGAGGAGGACAUGUAUUUUGGUGGUGGUGGGCUGAUGGCAGAGUCGGAGUCUGAUGAGGAAGGCGAGGAUGGAUAUGGCCAAUUGGGCACUAAGAUUACAGAUACGUCUGCUGCUGAUGCGCGGAAAGGGAAGGACAUCCAAGGAAUUCCAUGGGAGAGGUUAAGCAUAUCCAGGGAGAAGUAUAGGCAGACUAGAAUAGAACAGUACAAGAAUUAUGAGAAUAUUCCACAAUCUGGAGAGGGAUCAGAGAAGGACUGCAAGUUAACGAGGAAAGGAGGUGUGUAUUACGAGUUCUGGCAGAACACAAGAUCUGUAAAAUCAACCAUUCUUCAUUUUCAGUUGAGGAAUUUGGUCUGGUCGACCUCAAAGCACGAUGUUUACCUCGUGUCUCAUUAUUCAAUAAUUCAUUGGUGCUCGUUGAAUUCCAAGAAGACUGAAGUUCUUAAUGUCUCCGGUCAUGUGGCUCCCAGUGAGAAACACCCGGGAAGUUUACUGGAAGGAUUUACUCAGACACAAGUUAGUACUUUAUCAGUACGUGAUAAUCUGUUGAUUGCUGGAGGAUAUCAAGGGGAGCUAAUUUGCAAGGAUCUUGAUCGACCUGGUGUUAGCUUUUGUACGAGGACAACUUAUGAUGAUAAUGCUAUCACAAACGCGAUCGAUAUAUAUAACGGUCCAAGUGGUUCUGUUCAUUUUACAGCUUCAAAUAACGAUUGUGGAGUACGGGAUUUUGACCUGGGGAAAUUCCAGCUUGUCAAACAUUUCUCAUACCCAUGGCCUGUAAAUCAUACAUCGCUUAGUCCAGACGGCAAAGUCAUUGCAAUUGUUGGGGAUAAUCCUGAUGGGAUGUUAGUUGAUUCACAAACUGGCAAGACAAUUGCGCAAGUUCGUGGGCACCUAGAUUUCUCUUUUGCGUCCGCAUGGCACCCGAAUGGGCACAUAUUUGCCACCGGGAACCAAGACAAGACCUGUCGAGUGUGGGAUGCUCGGAACCUUUCCCAAUCGGUGGCCGUGCUCAAGGGCAACCUUGGAGCCAUCCGGUCCAUCCGCUUCUCGUCUGACGGCCACUUCAUUGCCACCGCCGAGCCGGCUGAUUUUGUCCACGUGUACGAUGUAAGAAACGGGUACGAGAAGGAGCAGGAGAUCGACUUUUUCGGGGAGAUUUCGGGGGUCUCGUUUAGUCCUGACACGGAAUCUCUCUUCAUAGGGGUGUGGGACCGUACGUACGGUAGCCUCUUGCAGUACAAUCGGUGCAGAAGCUACUCGUACCUCGACUGGUUCUGA